This is a messenger RNA of Suncus etruscus (white-toothed pygmy shrew), 1207 nucleotides long. RefSeq names its product proliferating cell nuclear antigen (gene PCNA). Gene Ontology annotation, biological process: mismatch repair; leading strand elongation; regulation of DNA replication. Gene Ontology annotation, molecular function: DNA binding; DNA polymerase processivity factor activity. The record is from RefSeq and is a predicted model, not a curated record. Gene Ontology annotation, cellular component: PCNA complex. The transcript is spliced from 6 exons. The coding region runs from base 132 to 917 and encodes 261 amino acids. Lineage: Eukaryota; Metazoa; Chordata; Mammalia; Eulipotyphla; Soricidae.
UGGACGGUUGGAGUCUCCGCCGCCGGCAUCCUCGGCCCUCCGGGAGGCGACUCGCCGCACCGCGCCGGCCGUCCGCGCCCCCGCCUCGCCUUGCCUCUUUCCCGCCGUCCGCGCUCUCUUCCGCCGCCACCAUGUUCGAGGCGCGCCUGGUGCAGGGCUCCAUCCUGAAGAAGGUGCUGGAGGCGCUCAAGGACCUCAUCAACGAGGCCUGCUGGGACAUCGGCUCGAGCGGCGUGAACCUGCAGAGCAUGGACUCGUCCCACGUGUCGCUGGUGCAGCUCACGCUGCGCUCCGAGGGCUUCGACACCUACCGCUGCGACCGCAACCUCGCCAUGGGCGUCAACCUCACCAGUAUGUCCAAAAUACUGAAAUGUGCUGGCAAUGAAGAUAUCAUUACACUGAGAGCGGAAGAUAAUGCAGACACCUUGGCUCUGGUGUUUGAAGCUCCAAAUCAAGAAAAAGUUUCAGACUAUGAAAUGAAAUUAAUGGAUUUAGAUGUUGAACAACUUGGAAUUCCAGAACAAGAGUACAGUUGUGUAGUAAAAAUGCCUUCUGGUGAGUUUGCACGCAUAUGCCGAGAUCUCAGUCAUAUUGGAGAUGCUGUGGUAAUUUCUUGUGCAAAAGACGGAGUGAAAUUUUCUGCAAGUGGAGAACUUGGAAAUGGAAAUAUUAAGUUGUCACAGACAAGUAAUGUUGAUAAAGAAGAGGAAGCUGUUACCAUCGACAUGAAUGAACCAGUGCAGCUAACUUUCGCAUUAAGGUAUCUGAACUUCUUUACAAAAGCCACUCCACUCUCUUCUACAGUGACACUCAGCAUGUCUGCGGAUGUUCCCCUGGUUGUAGAGUAUAAAAUUGCCGACAUGGGACAUUUAAAGUACUAUCUGGCUCCCAAGAUUGAAGAUGAGGAAAGAUCUUAAAUAUUCUUGUGCUUCAACAGGUUCUUUGAGAACAGGUUCCGAGAUGCCAGCAUUUACUCAAGUAUCUUUGGUCACCAAAUUUGUACCUUUCAGGUACAUGUGUAGAUAUUUUCUGUAAAUAAUCUUAUUUUUUCUCUUCAUUCUCUACACUUUGAAGAAUAAAGCCCAAAGUUAAAUCUGGUCUUUGUUAACAUAGGAUACUUCUUGCCUUACACUGUAGUCUCUUGUGCUCAAGUAUUGUUUUAAGGAUUGUUUUAAAUAAAUAUAAAUAAAAGCUGAAUUUCAAGUAA